Athene cunicularia (burrowing owl) is the source of this 6815-nucleotide messenger RNA. Its product is annotated as fer-1-like protein 4. The transcript has 46 exons. The record is from RefSeq and is a predicted model, not a curated record. Lineage: Eukaryota; Metazoa; Chordata; Aves; Strigiformes; Strigidae. Bases 1 to 6084 code for a protein of 2027 amino acids. Gene Ontology annotation, cellular component: membrane. Gene Ontology annotation, biological process: plasma membrane organization.
AUGUGUGGACGCAGGUGCUUGGUGCUGGGUGCUGCCCGGGAGAGCCGGACCACCAGGAGGAAGAAACGCUUUCCAAACCCUGCCGAGCUCCUCAGCUUCCGAGGCUUCACCCAGAAGACGAGGAAGAUCUGCUGCGGCCCGGAAGCCGUCUUCGGGGAGCUCUUCCACUGGCCUCACUAUGGGAAGCUGGUCAUGGGAGAAGUGCUGUCCAUUAAGGUUUACAACUGCAGCAAGGUUUUCAGUAACAGGCUUCUUGGUACCCUUGUCCUCAGCCUUCAACACCUGAGGAUGUCUGGGAGGCUGAUCCUCCGGGAGGCCCUUGUUGACAGGAACCAGAGAGUCACUGGUAUCUACAUUGAAUUGGAUUUGCGCUACCAGCCUCCAGAUGGCUCAGCUGGGACCUGGGUUGAAGAGGACUUUGCCUAUCAGAUGAAGGACAGUUCAGAGUUAAUCAUCCACAAUCCUGGAUUUGAGGAGCUGGAGGCAGCUGAGGGACCGAGAGCGAGUGAACUGGACAGGAGGGCCGCUGCACUGGGCAGGAAGCUGGCAAAAGGCCUGGAGACUGAUGAGGAAGAGGAGGAAGAAGAUUUCUAUGAUGUGUCUGAGGUGGAGGUCUCAGGCGUUGUCUUCAGCCCUGUGAAGAGCCGCUCCAGACUUUGCUCCGCACGGGACCUCUUUGCCACCCCAACCCCACAGAGCUUCCAGGUUGGGAUUAAUAUCAUUGAAGCGCAGAAGCUGGUGGGGGUGAACAUUAACCCCUUUGUGGUAGUCAAGGUUGGAGAGGAGAAGAGGCACACGGUGACACAGAAGUCAACAAACUGCCCUUUCUACAAUGAAUAUUUUUUGUUUGAAUUCCAUGAGCCAAGGGACGUUUUAUUCCACAGACUCAUAGAGAUCUCUGUUUUUCACUCAAAGAACAUACCGUUUCUGGAAAUGUGCAUAGGAACAUUCAAGAUGGACGUUGUGACAGUGUACAGCCAACCAGAUCACAGGUUUUUCCAGAAGUGGGCUGUUAUCAGCGACCCCACAGACACCCGGGCAGGUGUGAAAGGCUUUGUGAAGUGCAACAUCUCCGUCACUGCACGUGGGGAUGUUGUGACCUCCCUUCCCACCUCCUCCAGCAGCCGCGAUGAGGACAUUGAAAGGAACCUGCUGCUGCCUAAGAGAGUCCCUGCAGAGAGACCCUGGGCCAGGGUCUGCAUUAAGCUGUAUCGUGCCGAGGGCCUGCCCAGCAUGAGCGCGGGCAUCAUGGGUGGUUUCUCCAAGAUCAUAGGGGAGAAAAAAGUCUUUAUUGACCCAUACGUGCAGGUCUCAUUCUGUGGGCAGCAGGGGGAAACAUCGGUGGAGACCAACACCACUGAGCCUGAGUGGAAUGAGCAGAUCAGCUUCAUUGAGAUGUUCCCACCUCUGGCCAGGAAGAUAAAAGUCCAGGUGCUGGAUGAUGCCAAUGUUGGUGAUGUGGCCAUUGCUACCCACUACAUUGACCUGCAGCAGAUCUCAGACAUUGGCAGGAAUGGCUUUAACCCCAUGUUUGGCCCAGCCUGGGUGAACCUGUAUGGCUCCCCCCAGAACUCAGCUCUGCGGGACAUCCACAAGGACCUCAACGAGGGCAUGGGCGAGGGGAUCUUUUACCGUGGGCGCAUCCUCAUGGCCAUCACAGUGGAGAUCUUCAGUAGCCCCAGUGUCGCAGAGAGGAAGCUUGGGGACAAGACGAAAGGUGCCCUAAGCAAACUGAAACUGAAGAAGAAAAGUAAGAAAUCCAAGGAGAAAGCCAAAGAGCUGAGCCAGCUGCAGGGAGAGGAGGAGUCUGGGGGUUCUCAGGAGGCCGAGCAGCCCGGGGAGGUUAUUGUGGAAGUGGAAGAGCUUCAUCCACUCCCUGAGAAUGCACUGGGAAGGAAAGAGGAAUUCCUCCUCUUCGCUGCCUUCUUUGAAGCCACUAUGAUGGACUCCUCUCUCAGCUCCAAGCCUGUCAGCUUUGAAGUCUCUAUAGGAAACUAUGGCAAAGCUGAAGAGAUUGUGACCAAAGUAGGGAGAAAAGUGGAAAAGGGAGAAGUGAAAGAAGAAAAGCAGCCUUUGCUGGACCCUGGUUCAGAUGGUGAGCUGGAUGUUGAAGUCCUGGCCCCAACUUCCGCAGCACUGAACAAGUCAGUGACGAAGAGCCAGAGACCAGAGCCCAUGGAGUAUGACAGGUCAUACAGCUGCCUGCCCAUGAUGCAUGAGAAACCCUGCGUGUACGUGUGGAGCUACUGGGAGGAUCACACCUGGAGACUCUGCAUUUCCAACUGGAUUGUCAAGCUGGCAGAGCGCCUGGAGCAGGGGCUGGACAGUGUGGAGAAGCUUGUGAGAAGGCCGAAGGCUAAAGCAGAAGAGAGGCUCAGAGGAGUGCUGGAGGAAUUUGUAGCUGGAUGCAGGCAAUAUUCACUCAGCGCAGAGAGAAAAACAAUGGCAUAUCCAAACAACCUCGACAGAUGUCGGAUGAAAUACCUGAUGCGCAGCAUUAUCCUGUAUGCCAAGCAGGGGCUCCGUGUGAGGCGUCGGUUGACUCGAGCCAACGUCAAGGAGAAGGUUAAGGAGACAAGGAAGGUCCUGGCAAAGCUACGCUUUUUGGCUAAAGAGCCCCAGUGCACCCUCCCUGAUGUACUCAUCUGGAUGCUCAGCAACAACAGGCGUGUGGCGUAUGCAAGAGUUCCUGCACAGAACAUCCUUUACUCGGUAGUUGAAGAGGAGAAAGGCAAGGACUGUGCAAAGAUCCAGACUGUCUUUAUGAAGGUCCCUGGCUUACACACUGGUGAGAUCUUUGCCAAACUGGAAAUCUACAUGUGGCUUGGGGUAACCAAAUAUGCGAAGAACUGUUUGACAGAGCUGCCUGAGGAGUUCAAGUACCUCUCUGAAAGUGGACAGGAGAUAGCCCAGCUCUCAGCGUACAGCCCUCCCAGCCGGCUCAGCAGAGAUGAUUUCAGCUAUUUCCAGCUCCGAGCUCAUCUGUAUCAGGCUCGAGGGAUCCUCCCUGUAGAUGACAAUGGCCUUUCAGAUCCGUUUGCAAGAGUGGUGUUUUCGACUCAUUGCCAGACCACCAGGAUGCUGGAGGAGACACUGAGCCCCAUGUGGAAUGAGCUACUUCUGUUUGACCAGCUCAUUAUUGAUGGGAAAAAAGAAGAGUUGAAAACAGAGACACCCAUCAUUAUAAUCAACCUUUUCAGCCAUAAUAAAUUUGGCUCCCCUGAGUUCCUUGGCCAGGCCUUUGCUGUCCCACAGGUGAAGCUGGUCGAUGAGCCAUACACCAAACCUGCCCUGCAGUUCUUCGAUGUCUACAAAGGCACCAAAGCAGCGGGAGAGCUCAUUGCCACUUUUGAGCUGAUUGAGCUGGAUUACAGUGGCUAUUUGGAGCCGUCAGUGCCUGAGGAUGUGGAGCCCAAGGAGCCUGACUACUUGGGAGACCCCUGUUCUGGACGGUUCAUCAUCCCUGAGGGCAUCCGCCCAGUGCUGAAGGAGUUUCGCAUAGAGAUUCUGUUCUGGGGCCUGCGGGACCUGAAACGAGUGAACUUGUUUGAGGUGGAUCAACCCCAGGUUAUCAUUGAAUGUGCUGGCAAGAAGGUGGAGUCAGAGGUGAUCAUGACCUACAAAGCGAACCCCAACUUCACCGAGCUGGUCAAGUACAUGGACGUGGAGCUCCCAGAGCAGGUCUAUCUGCACCCUCCCCUUAGCAUCUUCGUGGUGGAAAAGCGGGCAUUUGGGCGCAUGGUGAUGGUGGGUACCCAUGUUGUGUCUGAUGUGAUGAAAUUCUCUCCCAGAGAGCUGGAGGAGGAACCAGAAGAUGUCCCCAAAGCUCAGAAAGUCUCAUCCCAGCGUCUUCCCUCUCAGAUUGUUGUAAAUGUUGGCCUGACAGCGGGUGACCCAGGUUCCAGCACUCACCCCCUGAGUCUUGUGAAGGGUCCUUUGCAGAAAUUUCCUAUCAAUAAGCUUGUAAAGAAGGAAGAUGAAUAUGAAGAGGAAAAACCAGAGCUGGAAGAACUAGAUUGGUGGUCCAAGUACUAUGAGUCCUUGAAGGAGCUGUAUAACCAGACACGCAGUGAUGAGGAAGAUGCUGAGAAUGAUGACCUGAAUGAUGCAGAUGGAGGGAAUUUAAAUGCAUCCUCCAUUGACAUGGAAGCAGAUGAUGAGGCAGUAAUUGAAGCUGAACCUGCUCGACCCAAGAGGAAGCUCAUCGCCACUCUUCAGAUCUACAAUUCUGAGCUGGAAAAUGAGUUUGAUAAUUUUGAAGACUGGCUGUGUAUUUUCCCCCUUCAUCGUGGCAAAGCAAAUGAGGAUGAAGAUGGAAAUGAGGAUGAACAUUUUGUGGGGAAGUACAAGGGCUCCUUCUACGUUUACCCCACUGAGGAAGCCGGCAUGGAGCCCAAGGUCUCCCAGGGCAUUCCAAGGAACAGACCCAUCAAGGUUCUUGUAAGAGUUUACAUUGUUAAGGCUACGAACCUGUCUCCAGCAGACCCCAAUGGCAAGGCAGACCCCUAUGUUGUGGUGACUGUGGGGCAGGAGCAGAAGGACACAAAGGAGCGGUACAUCCCAAAGCAGCUCAAUCCUGUGUUUGGAGAAGUUAUGGAGCUGACAGUCUCCUUUCCCAUGGAAUCAGAACUCACUGUGGCAAUAUUCGACCAUGAUUUGGUUGGUUCUGAUGAUCUGAUUGGGGAGACCAAGAUUGACUUGGAGAAUCGAUUCUACAGCAAGCACAGGGCCAACUGUGGAGUGGCUUCUCAGUAUGACGUAAAUGGCUAUAACAUGUGGCGAGACGCUUUCAAGCCCACACAGGUCUUGGAUAGUUUAUGCAAGAAAAACUCACUCCCUGCAGCAGAGUACAGACAGGAGGAGGUCAAAGUGGACAAUAAAAUAUUCAAGGUCCCUCCAGAGGCUUUUCCUGAAGAGGCCUAUGUGAGGAACAGGAGAGGAGUGGCAGAUGAGAACUUGUCAGUGGAUGAUGAACAUAAGGCUUUGUACGUCCUGCAGCACUGGGAGGAGAUGCCAGGAUAUGGGUACAAGUUGGUACCAGAGCAUGUGGAGAUCCGGUCCCUGUACAACCCGGAGAACCCUGGGCUUGUGCAGGGCUCCUUGCACAUGUGGAUUGACAUGUUUCCAAAUGACGUCCCUGCACCGCCGCCUGUCAAUAUCAAGCCACGAUUGCCUGUCAGCUACGAGCUCCGUGUGAUUAUCUGGAACACGGAUGAUGUGAUCCUUGAUGAUGUCAACCCAAUAACAGGAGAACCUUCCAGUGACAUCUACGUGAAAAGCUGGAUAAAGGGUCUUGACCACGAGAAGCAGGAGACGGAUGUUCACUUUAAUUCCUUGACCGGGGAGGGCAAUUUCAACUGGAGGUUUGUCUUCCGCUUCAACUAUCUCCCAACUGAGAAGGAGAUAACCUACAAGAAGAAGGACUCUGUCUUCUCCGUGGAGGAAUCAGAGUUUCGGGAGCCAGCUGUUCUGGUCCUCCAAGUCUGGGAUUACGACAGGAUUUCAACUAAUGACUUUCUAGGAUCCAUUGAGCUGAAGCUGCAUGACAUGGUGAGGGCAGCCAAGAGCUCAGAGCAUUGCACCAUCAGGAUGGCCAAGGAGAAUGCAACCCCUCGCUUCUCCAUCUUCCGAAACAAACGCAUGAGAGGCUGGUGGCCCUUCAUCAAACUCAAAGAUCAAGAAGAUGAGGAGAGAGAGGAGAGGGAGGAGAAGCAGAAGAAGAAGAAAAAGAAGUGGAGCAGCUCAGUCAAACCAGAGGACGUGGAGUUCACAGACCCCAGUGGGAACAAGUACCUCCUGACGGGUAAGGUGGAAGCAGAGUUCCAGCUGCUGACUGUGGAGGAGGCUGAGAAAAGUCCUGUUGGUUUGGGCCGAAAAGAGCCUGAACCCCUGGAAAAGCCAAACCGACCAAAAACUUCUUUCAACUGGUUUGUGAAUCCCAUGAAAACCUUUGUGUUCUUUAUCUGGAAGCGGUACAAGAAAUACAUAAUUGUGCUGUUCAUUGUCGCUGUUCUGACCAUCUUCCUUGUUCUUUUGAUCUACACCAUGCCUGGAUACAUUAGUGAGAAGAUCAUCAACGGAUAAAUGCUCUUCAGCACAGGACUGCUCAAAGACAGGGGUGAUCAUUGCAGGAACUGAGACUGGACCAGAAAGUUUAAGGAAAUCCUGCAAGUGCAGAGGCCACCUUCAGAGUGAGAGACCUACAGAAGUGGCCUCUUUUGGGGGAGACAUUUUUCAUGCUAAGUAUCCAUGAGAUGCUAAGAAACCAAGUAACCAACCUACUAAAUAAGGAAAACUCCUUGAAGGACAGUUAACAGCUUUGGGAAAAAAAUAGUUCUUUGUGGGAUGGGUGUGGGAGGGUGGGAAAACAGGGUCUGCUGGGGCUGUCCCCACUGACAUGGCAGCUGAAAUCAGCUGUUGCCAUUGAGAGUGAUUCUGGCAGAGAUGAGGACAUACAGAGCCCAUCCAUGCCCCAGCUUGACAACACUUGGCACUCCCCAGGUUACCUGAAGAGUUCGAAACACACUGUACAGGGGGAAGGCAAGUCUGGUGUAGGGUCCUGGUGGAGGUAGGCCCUGAAAGACCUUUGAAUGGGCCUCUCCAGAGAGAAGAAUGACAGAGCCAAGUUAGCCAUGAACUUCCUACUGUGCCAUGAGCACAGGAUAGCUCUUGAAGUUGGCUCUGAACAUGGUAGCACUCCCUGGGACACGGACUUUCUGGUUGUCACUCCUUACAAGCUGCUUAACAGCUUUUCCUGCAUGAGCUGGGUUGGAUUCGGGCUUACUUUGAACUUAAUUUCCACAGAAAUAAAAGCU